AACUGCUACCAAACCGAAACAAGUGCAAUCAAAUUUCUCUUUAGUUGUCUACUAAAAGCUCCUAUGUUAAAACUUUGUCUAGUUGAUAAUUGUUAUAUCUAACUCAGACAUUAUUCCUAAUAAUCUUAUCUUUCUCGAAUAACAAGUCUUAUCAGACUAGAACAAAAUAGUAUCCAGUGUACAGAAGAGCACAAUUUUCUCCCACAAUCCCGCUCUUUUGGUCCAAAAACAAAUCAUCACUGCCCAGAUCUCGUUCUGCCACUGAUUUCGCUGUCCUCAAGUGGGAAGAGUCCACUCUUCAACAAGGAAUGUUUGAAAUGGAAAUUUCCAUGACCAAAGUAUUUUUUACCUUGUAAUUUGGUUUGGAAUUUUCCUUGCCAUGAAAACAGGACCUUUCAAUUCCCAAGGUUGAUUUGGAUUGGAUGGGAACAAGGAGCCUCUUUAUGGCUAAGACCCACAUUGAUUCCAUCAACCUACGAGCUGUGAAUGAUUUUGUUUGUGUGAACAUGUUGUGGGCCUUUGGUUCUCUGCGGGUGUUCCUUUGCAAAUAUGUGCUCUAUGUUUUGGGAUUGGUGCUCAGAUACAUCUUCAGGUUUCUUCAUCUGGGAGAUGCAAAAGAUGAGGCUAUUGAUCAGAAAGUACCACAUGUUGAGAGGAACCAGCUUUCUGAUUCUGAGAUUGAUGGGUUUCGAGAGGAGCUGGCAAGUUUUCUGUUUUGGAGUGAUGAUUUUCAGGAAACUGAGUGCUCUACCCUUUUCAUGGAGGUUGCUCCUGAAAGUGGGAGAAGAAGUGGAAAAACUGAGAACUCUGUUUUUUCCACGGAGAUUGCUCCUGAAAGUGAGAAAAGAGAUGUAGAAAAUAAGUUCUCGGUUCUGAUGGACACCCACUGUGAUGUUCAUGAAGAUGGGAUGAAAACAGAGGUGCCCGCGGAUAGCUUUGUUUCAAAACAAAUUGAAUUUGACAUUGGUGAAGCUGGUAUGAGUGUUACUCAUGAAGAUGGCACGGAAGCAGAAAGAGAAACAGAGGAGUUUGUUUCCAUGGAAACUAACUCGGAUGUUCAUCAAGAUGUUCAAAAGGUUGGUGAUUAUGAAAAAGAGAUCUCUAUUUCCACAGAGUGUAACUCUGAUCUCGAUCAAGGAAGUGUGGAGAGAGAAGAGGAAAUAGAAGAACCUGCGUCUGGGGAGAUUGACCCUGUUGUUCACGAAGAAGUGAUGAAAAUCGAUGGGAAUGAAACAAGCAGCGAUGUUUUAACGGAGAAUGUCUCCGAAGAAACUGUAAAUGGCGAUGGGGAGAAAAUAGAAGAAAAUGAGAGCUCUGUUUUCAAUGAACAAGAGUCCAAUGCUCAUGGUGAUGAUACAGAAAGAGAAGAAAAAGAAGAAAAAACAUAUGGGUGUGUGUCUUUGAACACUAACUCUGUAACAACCACAAGUAAAUGCGAGUACUUAUCAGGAAAAGAUAUAAGUGGGUUCAUGGAGGAACCAACAACGUUGAGGUUCAGUUUUCGAGAAUUUUACAUGGGUCCAGAUGUUUCAACCGUUUCUGAUAAUGCAUAUGCCAGCACCAAAAUUAUUGCCGACAAGGAAUUUUCGGAGUUUUGUUCAGAGAAAGACCCUGUAUCUCAAGCACAGACAGAGAACUCUGUUCAAGAUCAGGUUUCACCUUCUUCCACCCAUAUUCCGCUUCACUUUGAGAGUGAGAUGUUUGGUGGAUCCGAUUCAUCCGAUGAAGAUUAUUUUCUUUACAACGAAAACUCGGUCACUUCUGAUUCAGAGUCAGAGUCAUCAAGCUCAAGUGGUGUAAUCUGGGGCAACAGCAACAAAAUUGAUGAUUCAAUUGUGUACCAGUUUCUGGGAGGUAAAAAUGGUGGUGAAGGGUUUGAACCUGAGAUUCUGAAGCUGAUAAUGAGAGAGGAAAGAGAAGGCGAUGCAGAGGCAAAGCAAUCUUCAUGUGAUGGAAAGAUUUCAGAGUUGAGUGCUCGUGGCAUUUAUUCUGAAGAUGGGUAUGUGGAAAUGGAACCCUGCAUGAAGGGUUUUAAGCCCUUCAGUGCACAUGGUUUUGGUUGUAAAGACUCUGCCAAAGUAGUGGUCAGAGACAAAAAAGAAGAGGAAUUCAGGAAUGAGUUGGAGAAAAGAGAAGAAACUAGAUGGGAGGAUGAAUUGAGUAACUCAGAAUCUGACGAGGGUGACUUUGAAUGGGAGCAUGAUGAUCUGGUGGAACAACUGAGAUUGGAAUUGAAAAAUUCAAGGCAAGGAGGACUUGCCACAAUUUUAGAAGAAGAAGAGGAGGUAGAUGAAGAGGAAGAGGUGGUGGUGGUGGUGGAGGAGGAGGAAAGAGUAUCCUCAAGAGUUGUUGAAGGUCCAAACCCAGUGGAAAUUGAAGAGAAAAUUGAAUACAAGGAUCAAAUUGAUGAAAUUCUACAGGUUUACAAGAGCUAUGAAGAGAAGAUGAAGAAACUUGAUAUCUUGAAUUACCAGACCAUGCAUGCAUUAGGUCUGCUCCAACUAAAAGACCCUCUCAAAUUAAUUUCAAUACCAAAGUCUUCAAUCCAAGGUGCAAAGCCUGUAAUCUCUCAGAACUUGUGGCCACGCAAAGCAUCAAAGAACUCAUCUGACCCAUUGAUAAAGUUGGUGCAUGAACUGCAUAGAGAUUUGGAAUUGGUAUAUGUUGGCCAGGUUUGCCUCUCUUGGGAAAUCCUGUGUUGGCAACACAAGAAAGCUCUUGAGUUACAGCAAUAUGAUUCACAAGGGUCUCAUAGCCAUAGGUAUAAUCACGUUGCUGGUGAGUUUCAACUUUUUCAAGUACUAGUUCAAAGAUUCAUAGAGAAUGAACCAUUUCAAGGCCCUAGGCUACAGAACUACGUCAAGAACCGAUGCGUGAUUCGCAACUUGCUCCAUGUUCCAGGCAUUAAAGAAGAUGAUAAAGGGUAUGAGGAAGAGGAUGCUGCUAUUGCAAGUGGAAGGUUGACAGAGAUCAUCAAGGAAUCAAUGCGGGUGUUCUGGGAAUUUGUUCGAGCAGAUAAAGAUUACGGGAAUGUUAUCUUUAAAGCUUCUCAGCACCACAAAAUUGAUCUUAACGACCCUAUGAUUCCUGGUCUUAUGGUGGAGAUUAAAGCACAACUACAGAAAAAGGAGAGAAGGCUGAAGGACAUAGUGAGAACUGGGAAUUGCAUAGUGAAGAAGUUCCAAAAGCAGCAUGAAGAUGAACUUGAUCAUGAGCAAUUGGUUGCUCAGGUGGGGUUGAGAUUGAUUUCAAGGGUGUUAAACAUGUCAAAAUUGAAAAAAGAACAGGUAAUAUGGUGUAAUGAAAAGUUACACAGAAUCAAGUUUUUGAGCAGGAAGAUUGUCCAGGUGGAACCUUCCUUCUUGCUUUUUCCAUGUUGACUCAAAUCAAUUUGUUCUGAAUUGUAGAGCAAGAAAAAAAUGGUAGAGGAAUAGAGAUAGGGAUACCUUUUCACAGAAAAUGCUAUCCUAGAUUACACAGAAAUUGGGACACACAUCACAAAAUUCUCACUGUAUAUAUUUAUAUAUGUAUACAUAAGCUUGUGCUUAUACAACAUGGUCAUAUAAUAAAUGGCAAGCUUGGUUACUUCAGAA
This is a messenger RNA of Vigna angularis (adzuki bean), 3593 nucleotides long. RefSeq lists its product as uncharacterized. NCBI's taxonomy places the organism in Eukaryota, Viridiplantae, Streptophyta, Magnoliopsida, Fabales, Fabaceae. The transcript has 5 exons. The coding region runs from base 423 to 3380 and encodes 985 amino acids. The record is from RefSeq and is a predicted model, not a curated record.